Molecule: messenger RNA, 1551 nt
Organism: Striga asiatica
Lineage: Eukaryota; Viridiplantae; Streptophyta; Magnoliopsida; Lamiales; Orobanchaceae
Source: the annotation of a GenBank genome assembly
AUGUCGACAGCCGAAAACCAAAAAAACAAAAUUAAAAGAAAAGACCUCCAAACGGAAGCUCUUUUUGUCCAAACGGAAGCUCUUUGGAGUCUUUCGAGGAAAUCCGGAGUGAUGGACGCCGACGAGAGAUUGGCGGGGUUGAAAAAGGCUUAUGCUGACGUAAUCCUCAGUAUAUCCAAGGAGGCAGCAGCUAGGGUUAUGGCAUCAGAGAAAAAGUCUGUGAUGUACCAGCACGAGCUGAAGGUGGCGAAAGACGAGGGUUUGAGAAUGAUGCUGAGACUUAAGCAAAUGAUGGAUUAUCAGAUUUACCAAUCACAGGCAACAUUGUUAAACCAGCAGAAGAAAAUCGACGAGCUGGAAGCUCAACUUCAGGAAGCCGAAGAUAUUGUUAGUGACCUCAGAGCAGAGUUAAGACAGGCCCAAGCCGAAGUUGAGAGGGAAAAAAAGCCCAAGAAUGAGUAUCAUGUGAAUGGGCUUGUUCACACUUAUCCAAAUGAGAAAAACCCAAUCAUUAACAAUCUCUACCCUUACCAAUCAGUUGAUUACCUUCCUCCAAAUGCAUCAUCUCAAAUUGACUUGCCUUCCAUAAUAUUGAGAAGCAAAGAGCCAGGCCUUUACCGAAAAAACGGAUGCACUCAAAGGAUACGUGCGUGUGAUAGGAACCUUCUGGAAAGGAAUUUCAGCCUCUCGGAGGAGAAAGAGAAGGAGAGCAAAGAGCUUGAGAAUAAUAAGACAUUGCCGAAUAUCAAGCCAAUUGGGUUCGAUUCUAUCUCUUCGAAAGGUAAGAGGGCCGUCAGAAAGAGAAAGACUGUUAUUCCAUGUAUCGGAACAAAAUCUUUAUUUUCUGAUAGUGCAAAGCUGUCACCGGAUAAGGAUUUAACACAAACUCUGAUAGAAUGUCAAAAUAUUUGUGAUAAUGAAAGAGAUGUUAUCGAGUUUAGUGGUGAGAAGACAAUUGGAAUGGAUAAUAAUGGGGUGAGUGAAGAAACAGAUAAUGUUCAGAAAGAGAUUUUAAUUUCAUCCGAAGGUGCCAAAGGGAUUUUUUUCCGGCCUUUGAGGGAAAGAGAUUAUAAGUAUACUUUCCAAAGGAAGCGAAAGAGGCAAACUCCGAGUGAAUCCAAUAUGAAUGGCUCUCUUGAGAUGGGGAAAAAGACAUUUGGUGAGAAUAGUGCCGAUAAGAAAGUGGAGAAACUGAAGAACAACAGUUUGUCAAUGGAGUCUUCACGAGACAGUAGGCGAUUGGAGCAAGUUGCUCGGCAGCUUAUAUCACUGUCUGAGAGCAAAUGGUGGCAUUAAUGGCAGCUUUAUCUUUGGACACUUAGAACGACUCUGCUAGAUGGAGGUCGUUUCGAGUUCCUGACCAUAAACAAAACUACAAUGAGAGAGAGAGAAUGAGUUCUUGAUCUGGAUUUAUAUACUGUAAUUUAAUCUUUAUUGUGGUUAAUCUACUUGAUAAGUUCGAACUCAAGAAUAGUGUUUUUUUUAUUAUCUAUCAAUGUUCUAUUAUUUUUCAGUAUUUAUUUGGCUAUUCUUCAUUGCACUUUCUGUUUC